UCCAUUCCAUCGACCGCUUCGUCAAAAUGCGAUAUUCUCCAACUUUGCCUUUUGCUUUCUGCAUAGCCACUCAAUUUUUGCCUUUGACCUUGGCCUCGUCCUCACAUCCAUCGCAAUUGUUCCUCGGUAAUCAUAGUGCCCAAAUCACCGACAAAACUCCACUCCAUCCUUCUUUCGACUCGUUUGUCGACCGUCUCAUGCAAGAAUGGCACAUCCCUGGUCUUGCUAUUGCCGUAAUUCACGAGAACAAGACAUGGUCCAAGGGCUAUGGCUACGCAACUCUGCCUGACGUGCCGUUCACACCGCAUACACUAUUCCAGGCCGCUAGCACUACCAAAUCCUUUACGGCUUCUCUCGCGGCUAUACUGAUUCAAGAUCACGAUGACUUGGAAUGGGACACUCCGCUCCACGACAUUGUUGGCAACGACUUUGUUCUUAAGGACGACUAUCUGACGACUCACGUCACUUUCCUCGAUGCCAUGUCCCAUAGGACAGGGAUACCUAGACAUGAUGCCCUGUGGUAUGACCAAGGUCUGGACGUCAAGGCCCAGACAUAUCUAAUGCGUCAUGUCGACACGAGCGCAAGCUUCAGGACGGUCUACCAGUACUGCAACCUGUUCUUCACUGCAGUUUCGCAUGUCCUUCAGUCUGUAACCGGAAGGCCGCACGCAGAUCUGCUGCGUGAGUGGAUCUUUGAGCCACUCGGAAUGAACGAAUCAUACUACUCUCGAGAAGACGCAGCCACUUGUCAAACAUCGAAUCCUAACUGCGUACUAGCCGAUAGCUAUCAGUGGAACAAGGAAACAGCCUCUUAUCAGAAAUGGGCGUUGAACCAAUCCAAUCCCUCGAACGGAGCUGGGGGUGUUAUUUCUAACGUCAAUGACUAUAGCAAGUGGGUUCACACCCUCAUGUACGAGGCUGCUCCGGUAUCCAAAGAUGGUCAUACCGCACUGAAAACCCCCUUGUCUGUGCAAGCCUUCGGGGAACCGCCUUAUACAGGGCCUACCUGGUAUGCACUGGGACUUGAAGGAGGAAUCUAUCGCAACGAGAGAGUCUUUUCGCACACGGGUGGGAUUUCCGGGUACGCAUCAAGCUUCGCAUUUUUGCCCGAUCGUGAAUUCGGUCUUGUGGUUUUUCAAAACUCAAUGAGUACUGCUUUUGCGGCCAUGCAAACACGAUUAAUCGAUGAGUUCCUGGGUGGCCCGGAGAAUAAGUUUUACGACAUGAACAAGACGCUGUAUCCCAAAGUACCAUCUAGAACGGUACAGCCACAGCUUCCCUUGCGAGACUAUACCGGAACCUAUACAAACGCCGCUUAUGGAAACCUCAGCAUUAGUCUCAAGGCACCUUCAGAUUUGUUGGAGACGUCAAGGGGCGGAGAAAUGGACUCAUCAGGUUCGCUGCUCUAUGCGAAAUCCAAAGGUGGGAACGUGUUGUUCAGCUUUCGGCACAUAUCUGCAGAGCAUUGGCUUUUGGAGCUGCGAACUGUGAUCUACGAUGCGAAGGUGGCAGACGACUACAAGAGGGCUAAGUUCGAGAUUGGAGCAGACGGGGUCGUACACAGACUCGGAGUGGUCAUGGAAGCAGCGGUUCCUGGGGAAAAAGGAUGGGCGUGGUUCGACAGAGUUGAUGGUUGU
Aureobasidium vineae is the source of this 1637-nucleotide messenger RNA. The record is from the annotation of a GenBank genome assembly. NCBI's taxonomy places the organism in Eukaryota, Fungi, Ascomycota, Dothideomycetes, Dothideales, Saccotheciaceae.